AUGGACGCGGACAAACCAUCAGAUCCGGCUGCUUUCCCAGAUCUCGCUCCUCUCGCCGCCUCGCUCGACACCCCGCCUCAGCUAACUCCCGAGGCUUCUGACGACUCGUCAAACCCGUCCGACAUCUGGGCGACCCUUGCGAGCACGUCAAAGCCACCGAGUGACCCAGCACAAACCGUCUCGGCGCCGGGCUACCACGCCUCGUACGCUGUUCCGGCACCAGCUCCCCCACCACCUCCAGUCGACUUGCACGACCUCGACCCGUUUGCGCCAGCUCAAGGCACACUCGGCAGUACCGUACGGCGGGAGAGUCGGCUCGAGGUUAUUGAGAACAGCGAGAGUGAGGAGGGGAGUCCGGUCGAGGACAGGCGGAUGCGGGAUCAGCAGGAGCUCGGGAAGGGUCAGCAGGUGCAGGGUCAGGGUUCGGCAGCUUUCAGUUUUGGGAAUAUGCUGAGGAGUUUCAGUGGGACGCCUACGAAGGAGCGGGAGAAGGCGGCACCGACUCAGCCUCAUCCCGAACCGUCAGCAGGCCAUUCCUCGGCGUCCACCUCCUCGCCCGCAACUCCCUCGCAGCCAUCGACCUCUCAACCUGCUCCGCAAACGCCAUCAGGCCCGUCACCACUCGCCAAGCCCCUCGCGUCGAUCGCCUCCGUCUUCCGCUCCUCGAACCGCCCGUCUCCGUCAUCUAGCACCACCAGUACCCCUCAACCCGGCAGCUCUCCACAACGGGAGAAAGGUACCUUCAUUGCUGCCAUUGCCGGCUCCGGUGCAGCGAAGGGCAAAGAGAAGGAGAAGCAUGUCGAGGAGGAGAAGGCGGAUCAGGCGGAUGAGAAGGCGGCGAUGAGGCAGGCUGGUGGCGAUGGCAGGGCAAGGGAGAGGGAAGAACCUGUCUUUGACUUCAACAAGUUCCUCGAGCAGAUGCGGAGCAGGUCGGCGGAUCCUAUCGCCAAGUACUUGCGGUCCUUCCUGAAAGAGUUCUCCCGCCGCCCACCCGUCUCGACCAAUGACCAAGUCCGCGUGAUCAACGACUUUCUCGACUUUAUCGCCGGCAAGAUGCGACACGCGGAUCCGUGGAAGAGCAUGCUCGAUGUCGACUGGCGAGAUGACCCGGAGCGCGCGGAACAGGAGUUUGACCUGGCGAUGGAGGCGAUGGAGAAGCUUGUCAUGAACCGGUUGUGGCACCUCACCUACACGCCAGCACUCGACCUCUCAGCCUUUCCCGGACACAUGUCGCCCUCUGGCGACGUCGAACGCGACGACGUUCUCCGGCAACGAAUACGACUCUUCUCCUGGAUCGAGCCGAAACACCUCGACUUGCCUAUCCCUUCACCUUCCGAUCCUCCAUCGACCGAGUCACUCUCCAAAGAAGGCGGGGCGGAUGCCUCGGAGCCUUCAACAACGGACGACAAGCCUGUCGAGGAGGGUAAGGACGCCGGGAAGAAGGAGAAGGGAGGGAGGAAGCAGAUCCAGGGCUUCCUCGACUUUGCGCAGCGCGAGUUGCGCAAGAUGAAUCAGUACAAGGCGCCGCGCGACAAGCUCAUCUGCGUGCUCAAUUGCUGCAAGGUCAUCUUCGGCUUGAUACGACAUGUCGCGAGCGGCGAAGAAGGCGCCGACACGUUCAUCCCGUUCUUGAUCUACGUCGUCAUCAAGGCGAACCCGGACCACCUCGUCUCGAACCUCCAGUACAUCCAGCGCUUCCGCAACCCGGAGAAGCUGUCGGGUGAGGGCGGGUACUACCUUUCGAGUCUCAACGCCGCCAUCUCCUUCAUCGAGUCUCUCGACGCCUCCUCGCUGUCGAACAUCACGCAGCAAGAGUUCGAAUCGAAAGUCGCCGCCGCAGUCAAGCAACUCGCGUCCGAAGAACCCCCUCCCCCGCCGCCUCCUCACGACCCUCCCACGCCCUCUCGCUCUUCCACUCCCUCGACUCGACCGCCGGUACGAGAUGCAACAUCCACAUCCAGCGACCUGAUCCAGCCUUCCGAAGCAGCAUCCGCCUCGCUCCUCGCACCAACAGGCGAAGGCGGCGUCGCUCCCGCCACGCCUCAGAACCUCUCGUUCCCCGAAACGAUGAAGCAGUCGCUCAUUCGCGGGACGGACUCGGUCGAGAGGGCUAUGAGCAAGCCCCUGGGCGCGCUCGCGAGGGUCUUUGCGCAGCUUGAGGAGACGGCGAACGAGUUGACGGGCCAGACGCCGCCUUCGACUCCGGGGAUCGUCCGUGCACCGCCUGCGCCUUUGCCGCCGACUCCAAGCGUCGAACACCCCCAGGUGGGAUAUCCCGGCUCGCAGCGUCCUCACCCCUCGAAACGACGAAGCUACCACGCCUCCCUCUCUCGUCCUCCUCUUCCCCCGCUCCCUCCGUCGUCAGGCUCGCUACAGACUGCCGCCCCACCGCCCGACUUGUCGAUGUACGCCGCGCCGGACGUCAGCGACGAUGUGGUUUUGAGGGAGAUUGAUCGGCAGCAUGAGGAGGCGAGGAUGGCGCAGCUCGAGACGCUGCAGAAUAUCUUUCCCGAGGCGGAGCGCGAGGUACUUGAGAUGGUCCUCCUGAGCAACAGCGGCGACAUGGGCAAGACGAUCGAUAGUCUCCUCGAGAUGACCUGA
Molecule: messenger RNA, 2601 nt
Organism: Rhodotorula toruloides NP11
Lineage: Eukaryota; Fungi; Basidiomycota; Microbotryomycetes; Sporidiobolales; Sporidiobolaceae
Product: guanine nucleotide exchange factor Vps9
Exons: 7
Coding region: 1-2601 (866 amino acids)
Biological process (GO): vesicle-mediated transport
Cellular component (GO): endocytic vesicle; cytosol
Molecular function (GO): guanyl-nucleotide exchange factor activity; small GTPase binding; ubiquitin binding
Source: RefSeq, a predicted model, not a curated record